Molecule: messenger RNA, 4195 nt
Organism: Amoebophrya sp. A120
Lineage: Eukaryota; Dinophyceae; Syndiniales; Amoebophryaceae
Source: the annotation of a GenBank genome assembly
AGUUUCCACUAACGCUUGGUUGAUGUGCCUCACGGACCUGUAUUUCUUGUUACUUACCCAUUAUCUGAUCGUUUGAAGACAACUUCUUCGAUGCAAAAGAGCUGCCUGAACACCGUGUACUAGAGUACAACUCCGAUGUGAGCAGUGUUUAACCACGAGUACGAGAUGACGAGUACUGUACUCUCUUUUGUGCUGUUAAGAAAUCCGAAUCCACCUCAUCACCAGGAGGUCAAAGCAAAUUUAUUGCAUCCGGUUGUUCUACUAGGAUCUUUAUUCGAGGAUAUCAAAUGUAGGGCGUUGUAACUACUUCAUGGCAGAAACAAGGAGGCCCGCCUCGACGUCCCCAGAAGCGGAAGAGGAAGUUAGCGGAUCGCAGGAGGACGAGCAGCAGGCCAGGAGCAGAACGCAUGAACGGAGUGGAGCAGAGACGCAGAACUAUAGCUCGAGCGUUGUUCUGUCCGGAGAGGACGAGGUGCUCCCCGAGGAAGAAGAUCCGUCACAGGGAGGUAAUGUUAAUGUUUCUGGAACAAAUCAAAACAAGUGCCGGUUUUGUCUCUCUGGCGAGGAGGAUGGGGAGUUGUUCACGCCCUGCGGCUAUCAAAUGUAAAAAUGUCUGGGUCUGGAAGAAUGCAUGUUUGUCAUACUUGUCUGGCAUGACUAUUAAAUCUGUCAUGCACGUUGCCCAAGAGCCGCAUUUUUCUGCCAUGCGGAGACGCAAUUUGUCAUGCAGAAUAGGCAACACCUACAAGCUCAGAAAUUUGUCAUGCUGAGCCAGCACUUGUGGCCUCUUCAUGCUACGCCACUCAGCAUCACAAGUUUCCAGAUCCAGACAUUUUUGCAGUUGAUAGCGGCUGCCUCGGAAGCAGCAAGUACGUGCACCUGCACUGUCUCCGCGCGUGGCAGCGCACGGUCCAGCUCCAGAUGCGCGACGACGGGCCGGCCGCGGGUCGUGCAGAAGGCCGGGGAGGGGGCAACGCUGCGGCCGGGGAGAGGGAAAACGAAAAUGACGCGAACAUCAAUGUGGGGCCAGGAACUACUCCUGGAGAGGAGCCACGACCCCGGGAACAAGAGGUAGAAGAGCAGAACAAGGAACAGCGGCACGAGAGAUGCUCGCUCUGUCUGCAAAAGUUUCAGCCCGGAUUUGAGCCCCUGUCGCGGUCUAUCAAAUGCAAAUAUGUCUGGGUCUGGAAGAAUGCAAAACUUGUCAUGCGAAUUUUACGUGACCCACACCCAUGACGCCUGUAAUGCAUAAUAUAGCAUCGCAGAUUUUUAGAGGGCUUCCUGAUCCCUAUUGCGUAUGAGAAACAAAUGCCCUCUCAAUGUAGCACAAACUGGACCCCUCUUGCUGGGUAUGCAAUACAGAUUUUUUGAGAGUGAAGAGACACCAUCACAAGUUGCAUCCUUCCAGACCCAGACAUAUUUGCAAUGCAUACGGUCGGAGUUUCUGCAAGACCUGUGUAAGAAAACAGAGCAGGACUUCGACAUCGGGACGCUGUUCGUACACGAGCGGGAGCGGGGUAGGAAUUUGAGGCUGCAGUCAUUGCCGUUCAUGCUGCGGGUCAUUGUGGAAAUGAAGCACCAGCACUUCCGGAACGCGUGUUACCUAUUAGUUAUCAAAUGUAAAAAUGUCUGGGUCUGGAAGAAUGCAACUUGUCAUGCUAAAUCUGAAGCAUGUAAAAAUCUGUGUUGGAUGUGCAUGAUUACCAAAAGUCGCCCAGUUUUGACCAAGUCGGGAGGGAGUUUCUCACGCAGGAUAGGCAUGAGAAAGAUCGCACAGAAUCUGUCAUGCUAGGUCCUGCAUUCCAGACCUCAUGGGUCAUGGAAAAUCUGCAUGACAAAUCUCACAUUCUUCCAGACCCAGACAUUUUUACACUUGAUAUUAGUGGAUGAGGAGCAAAAUGAGGCGGAAAGCAGUACGCCCGUGGGGACAAAAACUACCACGAUUGGGAACAACGUCGAUAAAACUAGUGAACGCGCGAAGCGAAAGGUGAUCGGUUUUAACUUGGUACGCCCGAUCUCCCUGACGCCGGACGAAUUAUCCUGAGAAAGAAGUGUCACAGUUCAGUUGCGCACUCUGACCGAAGACAAGCAAGACAGACAACCUAUGUCAUGCAGGAAAUGCUUGCCAGCCUGCCUCAUUUCAUUCUUGUUUUCGCUUAUAGUCUCCUGCGCAUCACAGGUUUUCUUUGCCAUGUCGAGCAACUUUGUGAUGCAGAAACUCCAACAGGUGUGUAACUGUAACACUUUGUUCCUGUGAUACGAAUGGAACCUGAAAUACUCGUCGCUCCGGGACUUCAUCAGCGAAAAACCCAGCAUCAAGGUCUACGUGCUGGCUAUCGCAAGAAAAAACUGUUUCACUGUGAAUUUGUGAUGCAGAAAAUGGAACACAGAACUCUUUGCCUUGCUACACCUGCAAGGCGUUGGAUUUUCAAGCGGGUUUUCCCUUGGGAAGCGCGCAUGACAAAUUUUCAGUGUCAUGCGUAGAAAAUUGUGAUGCAGAUCCUGCAAAGUCAUCACAGUGAACCAGUUUUUUCGUGGGAUACUGGCCGGCGGCCCCUGCCAUCCACGGGCCGCGAAGGGACUGGCUGUUUUAGACCGGGAAUUGCUGCAGGCUGAGUUCAACAAGUUUGGUCUACAUGGUGCGGGCGGGGGACGAGGAGAGAACUCCACCUCGUCCUUUCGGCAACAAAUCGUGCUGAAACAGUUAUUGGACUAUUUUGUAGUCGAUAAUAUAGGUCCUGUUCCACCUGCACCGGCGGAGCAGGGAGUAGGAGUGGAGAAGAUACGCAUUGGAAAUUUUUUUUAUAUAUAUGUCUGGGUUUGUUUUGUGUGGAAUAUUGCAAGACACUUCUAAAAUUGCUGGGCUCGUCGCAGGACCACACUGGAUUCUGUGAUGCGUGUUUCUGCGCAUGAUCCGCAUGAGAGCAUGAAAAUUUUCCAGACCCAAACAUAGAAUUUGCGUUCGAUAGAAAAAAGAUGCUGCUCCAGCUAGUAGUUCUACGUCUUCGAGCGCUUCCACUCGCGGCGAGGCGGGCGGUGAACAAAGCUGCAGCUCCGAAACAAGAACUGUAAAAAUAUCUUCCUCGCCGUCCUUGUGUACUUCAACUUCUAAGGAAGAACCCACGUCGUCGUCGUCGUUGUGGUCCUCCACCCACGGCCCGCGCGGUUGGAUCCCGUGCAAGGCCAUUGCCGCAAUCACAGAAGCAGCAGGGCGGGAGCGAGGUUUUCCAUCUCCAGAGGAGAUACAUGAAAAGAUGAAUCAACAGGAUGAACUAAUUGUACAACCACCUCAAGAAUUGAUUCCUGCAAGGAACAACUACAGCGAGGAUGAAACUAGAAACGAAGCAGCAGGGAAGGAGGUGAAAACGAGGAUAUUAAGCGAGCGCGAAGUUUUCCAUCUCCGCGUAGUCGAAGUGGACUUCACUAAAAAUCGGCUACUAGUCUACGCCACCGACUUUCACCACUUCAUGAACCUGCACGGCCUGCGCAACAGCGUGCGUGACUAUCUCGCGCUAGUCUUGGGACAGGCGGAGUGGGACAGCACCCAACUAUUGGGAGAGUAUUGCAAGGGAAACUGGGGUCUACUACAACAACACCCGAUAGAAUUACGUCGAAACAGCACGAAUGAUGGUAAUGGCGAAGCAGAGGGACGCGAGCGUGUCGUGGCUGCUGCUGUGAAGAGUACUACAGAAAAGACAUUCCGCAGAAACGACUGCAACUUUUUCCGGAACAAUCUGAAUACCAUCCUGCCUGCGAACGUGUUUGACGCACUGGAGCCAAAGUCUCGGUUCACGGAGGCAAACGAGAUGCAGGCACAGCAUGCCAGGGACCGCCAACUGGGGCAGACUAUGGGGGAGAACGCAGAGGCAGUACCGUAUGAAGACCCGGGAAUCAUGCGGAUGGCGAGACAGCUGGAACAGCAAGUCAGAAAUCGGGCGCCGGACUAGACUUGUGAAUGUAUUAUUAAAUAGUUCUAACACAUCGCUCACGAUCAUCUGGAAUUUUGAACCGCCGAUGAAAUAAGAACCCGGAAGAACAAGAAGAUCAUGCUGCUAGUUCUUCAUUGCGCGGACAUAUUUUCAGGUAGUAGCCAAGAAGAUCGAAGAUGCGCGGGACCACGGACGAGUGUCAGCACCAAACUGGAACAAAUCCGCAUGAUUUCAUCUAUUGUGACGUUGAGUUCUUGUUGCAAGAU